This is a messenger RNA of Periophthalmus magnuspinnatus, 2336 nucleotides long. It is a transcript of the gene olfm2a, whose product is annotated as olfactomedin 2a. The record is from RefSeq and is a predicted model, not a curated record. The transcript has 6 exons. Lineage: Eukaryota; Metazoa; Chordata; Actinopteri; Gobiiformes; Gobiidae. The coding region runs from base 162 to 1613 and encodes 483 amino acids. Gene Ontology annotation, biological process: signal transduction.
GUCCCUUUGGUGGAUGAGCUCAGUCACGGUGCAUUGAAAGCUACCACGCUGAUCUGGCUGGCUGCUUCACUGUGCCUAUAGGAAUUGCAGGGGCGAGAGUGGGGUCCGGUGUAAGGUAGGGCAGGGCAGGGCACGGGGAAGCCCAAAGGGAGGCUGACAACAUGAGUGUCCCCAUGCUGAAGAUCGGGGCGGUGCUCAGUACUAUGGCCAUGGUCACCAACUGGAUGUCCCAGACUCUCCCCUCUCUCGUGGGACUUAAUGGCACCAGCAUCUCCAGGGGUGGCACCUCUGAAAGAAUCGUCAGCGGCCUGUACCCCAGUCCCGAGGAGGGCUGGCAGAUCUACAGCUCGGCGCAGGACGCAGAUGGGAAGUGUAUCUGUACUGUGGUGGCACCGGCUCAGAACAUGUGUAACAGAGACCCACGCAGCAGACAGCUCCGGCAGCUCAUGGAGAAGGUCCAGAACAUCAGCCAGUCCAUGGAGGUGCUGGACCUGCGGACAUACAGAGACCUCCAGUACGUGAGGAACACUGAGAGUCUAAUGAAGGUGGUGGACGGGAAGCUGAAGGUGGCCUCUGAUAACCCGCGCAGCCUCAAUCCAAAGGGCUUUCAGGAGUUGAAAGUCAAGGUGACCCAGCUGCUCCCCUUGUUACCUGUUUUGGAACAGUACAAAACCGACGCCAAAAUGAUCCUCAAACUCCGAGAAGAAGUGAGGAAUCUGUCUCUGGUGCUAAUGGCCAUCCAGGAGGAGAUGGGCGCCUACGAUUAUGAAGAACUGCGGCAGAGAGUCCUGCUGUUGGAAACCAGGCUGCACUCCUGUAUGCAGAAGCUAGGUUGUGGGAAGCUCACUGGAGUCAGUAAUCCCAUCACGGUGCGAGCCUCGGGGUCAAGGUUUGGCUCCUGGAUGACAGACACUAUGAUCCCCAGCUCAGACAACAGAGUCUGGUACAUGGACGGCUACUUCAAAGGACGCCGUGUUCUGGAGUACCGCACCAUGAAUGACUUUAUAAAGGGACAGAAUUUUGUACAGCACCUGUUACCACACCCCUGGGCUGGCACUGGUCACGUCGUCUUCAAUGGCUCCCUGUACUACAACAAAUAUCAGAGCAACAUCAUCAUCAAAUACCACUUUCGCUCUCGCAGUGUGCUCAUCCAGAGAAGUCUUAGCGGAGCUGGCUACAACAACACUUUUCCAUACUCCUGGGGUGGGUCUUCUGAUAUCGAUCUAAUGGCAGAUGAGAAUGGACUUUGGGCUGUGUACACCACUAUCCCAAAUGCGGGGAACAUCGUUAUCAGCCGUAUGGAGCCCCAAAGUCUGGAAGUACUGCAGACUUGGGACACUGGCUUCCCCAAAAGAAGUGCUGGGGAGUCGUUCAUGAUUUGCGGUACGCUUUAUGUCACCAACUCCCAUCUAGCAGGGGCCAAAAUCUACUUUGCCUAUUACACCAAUACAUCCACUUAUGAGUACACGGAUAUCCCCUUUCACAAUCAGUAUUCGCAUAUUUCAAUGAUGGACUACAACCCCAGAGAGAGAGUGCUGUAUACUUGGAAUAACGGACAUCAAGUGCUCUACAACGUUACACUCUUCCAAGUUAUUAAGACUUCUGGGGACUGAGGCAAGCACCAAAUUACUUAUUCAAAUACUGUGAUCAUUGUUUGGGCGCGACUCAAUGAUUGGAGGGUAAAGUCUAUGGGGUAGGUGUAUGGGGACAUAUUCUCUGAUUUUUAUAAAACUGGAUAGAGUGUUAUUAUCCAGAAUCUGAUACGAACUGUGACAGCGACUUCAAAGUACAAAGACAUGGACUGUUUUUGCUUUACUUUCUGUGAUGAGUCCGCAUGGUUCUUCUUUUUAUCUGUGGUGAGAAAAUAAAUAUCAGUCUUUACCAUAUAAUCUUGGUAUUUCUUUGCUUUAUUUUCACUUGGAACCCUGCUGUGUUUUUGGUAAUAAACAAUCGCUGCCUGGAGAAGUCUUAAAAUGUGGUUUAUACUGACAAAGUGUAAUAAUGCUUAUUAAAAGACAGAUGUGUGGAAUGUUUUUUAUUGUGAUUUUUCUUACAACUUCAGAAGUGCUAACCAAAAAGAAUUCUUUCUGUGCUGUGUUUUGGAAACCGAAAAAUGGGCGACUCAUUUGAACAAGAUUUUCCAUCAGUGGAAGCGUUUAAUAUUGACAAUGUGUAAGGACUAGCAAAACAGUUUCUACACUGACACAAAUGUUUGCUUUAGAUGUCUGGGCCAAUAUUGAAUUGUUGUAACUCAGUGAUGCUCGAAAACAGCUGUGUACAAAACUGGACAAAUACAAUCUACACAACAAAUUAGUUGGAAGUUACUACAUUGUACU